AUGAAGUUCGCUUUAUAUGUAUGUGUCUUGUGGUGCCUGCUUGCCUGUGCUUGGAGUGCACCACAGUGGUCAGGCAUUGGCUCCACUGGCUACGGCUUUGCGCCGUUUGCAGGGUAUGGAAAUUAUGCCUCAUCAAGCGCCAGUGCCGCAGCCAGCAGCAGUUACCAGGGCUAUGGAGGGCUGGGCUACGGAUGGCCAGGCAACGGCUACGGCUAUGGCUACGGCAAUUACAACGGAGGCUAUCAGCAGCAGUUCAAUCAGUAUCAAUACAAUGGCUACAACAACUACAACAACUAUGCUACUGGAAAUAGAUUUGGCUAUCCAUAUGGCUUUGGCAAAUAA
Messenger RNA from Drosophila navojoa, 342 nucleotides. RefSeq names its product prisilkin-39. The record is from RefSeq and is a predicted model, not a curated record. NCBI's taxonomy places the organism in Eukaryota, Metazoa, Arthropoda, Insecta, Diptera, Drosophilidae.